AUGAAAUAUGCGCAAUUGGUCGUUGGUCCAGCAGGAAGUGGAAAGUCCACAUACUGCUCUGUAGUGCAGCAACAUUGUCAAUCAGUAGGUCGUAACGUUUUCUUUGUUAAUUUGGAUCCUGCAGCUGAGAAAUUCAUCUACAGUGCUGCUGUUGAUGUGCGAGAGCUAAUCAGUGUGGACGACGUACAAGAAGAUAAACAGUUAGCACUUGGUCCAAAUGGUGCCUUGGUGUUUUGCAUGGAAUAUCUCGUGCAAAAUUUAGAUUGGCUUCAUGAUCAGCUAAAUGAGGGAGAGGACGAUUAUUUCAUCUUUGAUUGUCCAGGUCAGAUCGAACUUUAUAGUCACUUACCGGUAAUGAGACAAAUUGUUAAUGCAUUAAAAUCAUGGGAUUUUAAUAUAUGUUCUGUAUUCUUGCUCGAUACGCAAUUUGUUUUGGAUUGUGAUAAAUUUUUGGGUGGUGCACUAACUACGCUCUCGACUAUGAUUGCACUGGAGGUUCCUGCAGUGAAUGUGUUAUCAAAAGUGGAUUUGUUAUCACAACGUAAUAAAGAAUUGCUGGAAACUUUUCUGGAAACUGAUAUAUGUUCUGUUCUGGACAGUGAGGAAACAUCACCCUGGAAUGAGAAGUACCGCCAACUUUCACGAACAAUCGCUGAAGUUUUGGAUGAUUAUAGUCUUGUACGCUUUGUUCCGUUAGAUAUUGAAGAUGAUGAAUCAAUUAGUGACCUCUUGUCGCUCAUUGAUAACACAAUACAACAUGGUGAAGACUUAGAGGUAAAAGAUCGUUAUCCGGAAGAAAUGGAUGAUGAGAAUACUGUUUACUGA
Messenger RNA from Acanthocheilonema viteae, 825 nucleotides. The record is from the annotation of a GenBank genome assembly. Lineage: Eukaryota; Metazoa; Nematoda; Chromadorea; Rhabditida; Onchocercidae.